Molecule: messenger RNA, 6491 nt
Organism: Oncorhynchus kisutch (coho salmon)
Lineage: Eukaryota; Metazoa; Chordata; Actinopteri; Salmoniformes; Salmonidae
Product: potassium voltage-gated channel subfamily C member 1
Exons: 4
Coding region: 493-2442 (649 amino acids)
Biological process (GO): potassium ion transmembrane transport; protein homooligomerization; action potential
Cellular component (GO): presynaptic membrane; postsynaptic membrane; dendrite membrane
Molecular function (GO): protein binding; delayed rectifier potassium channel activity
Source: RefSeq, a predicted model, not a curated record
GCACCACAACCCUCAUCUUUCGUUGAAUGCAACAAGGGGUGUACGUGUCUCUAAUUAAAAGACGGCGUGGAUUUGGAACUAGGUUUUCAUUAUAUGGAGUCAUAGCCUACACACAUUUUUCAUCAACACUUUUCGGAGGGGUGUUCAUCUUUGGUUUUGUGAUGUAGCUUAAUCAUGAACAUUUAGAUUUUUUCCCAUCCUGUUUCUGGGGCAGGCACAGGCUGUUUCUUGCUUUAGCCUACCUUGCAACUAUAUCAAACAUCCGUUGAGGCAUUGCGUUCUUUUGUAUUAUAAAAAGUUGGGAUUUAUCUGAAUGCUUGAGUGGAGCCUGUGCUUUUUUGCAGGCUGAAUAAAAGAAGCCGGGAAGAAAUCUGCCGUCUCUUUUCCUCUUUCAUCUCUAGUUCAUGUGUCGGCCAGAUCUCACUGCGUUGCCUCGCACAUAUUUUGCAAUAUAAUGUCUGGAACCUGCUCGAGACAUGCCUAAGCGACGCAAUGGGACAAGGCGACGAGAACGAUCGUAUUGUGAUUAACGUGGGAGGUAUCAGACACCAGACCUACCGUAGUACCCUUCGUACAUUACCGGGCACCCGGUUAGCUUGGCUCGCCGAGCCCGAUGCCCACAGUCACUUUGACUACGAUCCCAAGAUUGAGGAAUUUUUCUUUGACCGGCACCCGGGGGUGUUUGCCCACAUCCUCAAUUACUAUAGGACCGGGAAGUUGCACUGUCCUGCAGAUGUUUGCGGCCCGUUGUACGAGGAGGAGUUGGCAUUUUGGGGUAUCGAUGAGACUGACGUGGAACCAUGUUGUUGGAUGACUUAUCGGCAACAUCGAGAGGCCGAGGAGGCAUUGGAUAGUUUUGGGGGUGGGCCCCCCGAGAAUUCAGAGGAGGAUGGGGAUGAGGAAACGCUGGGAAUGAUCAAUAGGUUGGCUCUUGAUGGACCAGAUGCCAAAUCCGGGGGGCAUUGGCGACGUUGGCAGCGGUUGCUUUGGGCACUCUUCGAGGAUCCCUAUUCAUCUAAAUAUGCAAGGUGGAUAGCCUUCGCCUCCCUGUUCUUCAUCCUGGUUUCCAUCACCACCUUCUGCCUGGAGACACACGAGGCCUUCAACCCCAUCAUCAACCGGACGGAAAUUGACCCGCUGGACAACAGCACGCGGGUCUACCAGGAGACUGAGACCGUGGUUUUUCUCACCUAUAUUGAGGGGGUCUGUGUGCUGUGGUUUACAUUUGAGUUCAUAAUGCGAGUGACGUUCUGUCCGAGCAAGCUGGAGUUUUUCCGUAACACCCUCAACAUCAUCGACUUUAUUGCCAUCAUGCCCUUCUACCUGGAGGUGGGGCUGAGUGGGCUCUCUUCCAAGGCAGCUAAGGAUGUACUGGGUUUCCUACGCGUGGUACGCUUUGUCCGGAUCCUCCGGAUCUUUAAGCUGACUAGGCACUUUGUGGGACUGCGUGUCCUGGGUCAUACACUCCGAGCCAGCACCAAUGAGUUCCUGCUCCUCAUCAUCUUCCUCGCCCUGGGUGUGCUCAUCUUCGCCACUAUGAUCUACUAUGCUGAAAGAAUUGGUGCCAAGCCCAAUGACCCCCGAGCCAGCGAGCACACUCACUUUAAGAACAUUCCUAUUGGAUUCUGGUGGGCGGUGGUGACUAUGACAACCCUUGGCUAUGGAGACAUGUACCCUCAGACAUGGUCUGGCAUGCUGGUGGGAGCGCUGUGUGCUCUGGCUGGUGUGCUGACUAUCGCCAUGCCAGUGCCUGUUAUUGUCAAUAACUUUGGGAUGUAUUACUCCCUGGCGAUGGCCAAGCAGAAGUUACCAAAGAAAAAGAACAAGCAUAUCCCCCGCGCCCCACUUCUGGGCUCCCCCAAUUACUGUAAGUCAGAGGUAACCUCACCUCACCACAGCACGCAGGACGACACAUGGCCCCUGGCCCCACAAGAACCACCAGAAGAGAUCUUAGAAAUAAACAGAGCAGCUCCACAAGCUGUUUUUCAAGAUCCCAAAGUGAACGGGGAAACGUCCAAGGAGUCAGCCAAGAAAGCAGCCAAGGAGUUAACCAAGGAGUCAGCCAAGGAGUCAGCCAAGGAGGCAGCCAAGGAGGCAGCCAAGGAGGCAGCCAAGGAGGCAUCCAAGGAGGCAGAAAAAGCAGCGCUGGCCAAUGAAGACUGUCCCCACAUAGACCAGAUCAUGUCACCUGACGACGGCCAGAUCUUAAGCCCUAUUGACCGGUCCGAGCAGCAGCCCUGCUUCCUGCUGGCCAUGGGCGGGCGGCCAGGCCACACGGCGGCCAGAGUCAGGAAGGCUGGCUCUUCCCAGGGGAGGUCACUGGCGGAGCCGGCGCCCCCAUACCCACCGCUCGGCCCCCAGGGCCCCCAGGGCUACCCUCUGCUGCAGCUAGCUGGGUGGGUAUGUGGCCAAGAGGAUGGCCAUGCCACACUCACAACCUGACGCCCCAGCCUCUAACACUAAAGAAUAGCACAAUCAAAGAAUUGCCUUGUUCACCACACCGAGAGAUCCUUACUAUCCUUAUGCUCUACAAUAACAUCAGGCCUUCAUCAUAUCCUCUAGUCUACAGUUACACCAGGCAAUGGCAGGACAAGUGCAAGCAAAAGGCUUCUAUGAUGAAUCAACUCUGAAAAAGAAGAAGAAAAAGCUGCUUCCACAAUUGUUUCAGUAUCAAACUAUAAUGCCUGUGUCAUCCGCAGCUUCUUAAAUUAGCUGCUUUGAGCGUAGGGAGAUGAAUCACAAGCACAUAAUACUGUAUAUUGUUGUCAUGGGCUAAUAGCAUUGCUAAAUCUCACCUGCCAUCAUUCCCAGCCAAGUUCCCAGACACUAGCUAAGACAGAACCUGCUACAGCCUCCAUACAGUAUACAGUUUCACAUAUUUUUUUAUCCUGCCUCUUCUAGUGCACAGUGGAGUUUUUUUUGGUCGAAAGGUCACACAUUCCCACUGUCUCCCAUAGUGAACCGCUCUUUGUGAGCAUGAUCUGUUUUGGGUGGACAAGUUCAGUGACUCUCAAGCGCCAUAACACAAACACAACUGUAAUCCACUGUGUCCACAUCAUGAGACUGAUCCAUUACAUGAAUCAAGUAGGAUGAUCACUAACAGUAGCUAAGAGUACACAUGCCCUCACUGUUAUAUAUUCUAUGUAAUGUGUUUAUGAAUGUGCUUCUGAGUGUGUGUAUGGUAUGUCUGUGACUGUGUCUGUGUGUGAUUGUCUAUGUAUAUGUUGCCAAUGGAAAGUGAACCUGUUUCUCUGUUGCUCCAUGUUGGCAUGUGUUGUGCUUGUCUUUUAACUCAACACUGCAUGUCCUGUCCAGCUGAUGGUUGGCAUUGGAGAGGAAAUGUAGCUGGUGGUAAGGGGUGAAGUAUGGUGAGGAAUAAGAGAGGCCACAUGGUAUUACAGUAUAUGACAAGCAUGGUGAGAAGGAAGUCAUACAUUUUCAAUAGCGUCCUACCUCUUGUCUAACACUGAAUAACUUCAGCAAAUAACUAUUUUUAUAUCAUUGCUUCACAAAUAGAUGACAGGCUAUUGUUGUUAAAUAACAGCAUGUCAUAAGAUUAUGUAACAAGAUCACUAUAUAAUUGGACUGCAGUAGAUACAUGUUGAAGUCUAGCUGAAUAUGGCUCUGUGCCAGCACUCUUAUAGACAGUAUUACAAAGCAGACUGGAAACUGUCAGUCUCUCUUCUCCAUUUGAUAUUGUUAACCACAAAAUGAUCUUGAUGUUGAACUAGCUGAAUAAGCGUCAGAUAAGUGUUAGUGCCUGGAGCCAGAUUGGCUGUUGGGCUCUCAACCCUGCUAGAAAAUACAUUGAUGUGCAUUCUCUUUCCGAGCCGUGCCCCCCCCCCCCCUCCUCCAACUGCUCUCUGCAUGCUUCCAGGACCUUAAUCAAACAGAGAACACAUGAAUGGUAAUACAUGUGUACAAUUGGCCGUGAUCAAUAACAUUAUACAUUUUGAAAAAAUAGUGAAAGGAAAUUACUUGAAAGAUAGAGGUCCCAUACUGUUACACUACACCUCGGAAACUCUGUCUCUCCCCAAACAAAGGUUACCAAAUGCUUUAUAGCCUUAGCACCAUUGCCGGCAUGGGGUGCUGGUACUAGAGUGGUGUCAGUGUCUGCAGGGCCCUGCAGCCCACGUUGUGUCCCGUAGUAUUCUGUAGACAUGGAUCAGUGACACAGGUCUCCUGGGGUCCCCUCUAAACCUCUGCCCUUCUCCUUGUUACCCACCCACAGGAACCCCAUCUGCAGCUAGCUCCUGUUCCACCGUGUUGUAUCGGUCUGUCCCAUUUUUGUCCUCUGGACCUUGCUGUCCGUCUUCAGCUUUUCGCUUCCGUCUCUUCUUUUUUCUGUGGUUAUCUAUCUGUGUUGCUUGUUCUCUGUCUCUGUAAACUGUAAACUUCUCAAAACUGAUAAUGGGAAGAGAGUCUUUAAUUUUUGAUUCCAAAAGAUCUGAAACCCUACACCUAUGAAUGGGAGAUAAUAAUCUCUAAAUACUAUUGUGUGGCCCAUCCAAAUGGUGAAAAGGACCCAGCUGUGAAUAUUCACUGUAGGUGAAGUACUCUAACACUUAAAUUAUUGGACCUAGUCUUGUUUUUAUUGAAGGCAAACCAUCAAUAGAUUCAGUAGUAAAUAUAUAUAUUUUUGCUUAUCUAUAUUCUAUUUCACAAUACUUUUUUACAAGGUAAAGAAUGUAUCUUCUCACCACAAGCACAACCACAAAGUAGCUACUUCAAAGAGAAGUCCAAUUUUCCCAGUUUUGGUUGACUUCUUCUCCCGUUCUGCUCCUCUGUCUUUUAUUCUGUCGAUCUUCCUAUCCUGCUACAAUCCUCUCUUUCUCUGUUGGUGUGGCUCCCCCUCAGGGACGUGGUGUGCAUGAACACAGCUCCGACCCAACAGAUAGUUGGCCCAGUCACACACUCUGUUCCUCUGCUGUCCUCUCAGCUUGUCUCUUUCUUUCACUUCUCUGUAUCUCUGUCCUUUGUUUUCUCUCCCUCUCCUGGAUCACCACAGAGCAAGUUUUUUAUUUAUUUAUAAAACAUAUGUUAGAGGUCCUCUUUCUCUGUAACCCCCCCCCACCCCCACCCCACCCCAACUGUCUUACUUUUCUCAAAUGCAUCCAUCCUUUUGAGAAUGAACAAUGACUGGCUGAUGCUGAGCAACCCAACCCUCCCGUGUAUUCUCUACCACAGAUCCCUGUAAAGAGGAGACUGUCUUAGUUAAGUAUAUGCAGGCAGAAGUUCUCAGAGUGACCUGAGGGGGGCGCACCACAGUCUGACUGAGUGGGAGAAACCAACGCUUUGGGAGAAAUCUCCCUCUCCAACGUUUCUUGAUUCCACGGAUGGAGGGCUUGACAGGGCCACAUUCACAGUGAGGAAGAGAAACAGUAGAUACAGAGGUUUCUUACAGUGAGCUCACCCAUCUCACUUUGGAGGACAGGUUUUCUCUCAAACAUCAAGAUCGAAGAAGUCCUUUUUGCUUUUCUUCGUUGUUGUUUUUGUAUGGACUUUUUCCUCAAUGAAGAACUGUAGGAGGACAGAAAGACAAAUAACAAAGGAACAUUGGUCUGACAUCUUGGCCUGAAUGGCCAGAAAGGGUGGAAUUAAAUCAAUAAGUAGAGGACAAUAAGAAUAACUGCUAAUGGCAUUUAUGUCACCCAAUACCAUCAGUUAAACAUGACUCUUUUUAUUUAGCAUGAGUUGCAUGGUGGACUAGUAAAAAAGAAAAAGAAACUAUAGCUAUUACGACUAUCCGUAUGAAGAAUAUAUUUUUCUUUUAACGAUUCCUCACUUUUGCAUACAAUUUAUGUAGCCAGACUAUUAAGGUGUUCAAUGAGAGAGUGUUUUCUUUUCACAUUUCUUCCUAUUCUUCUUUGUGGUACAGAGUACAUGUUACCUGGCAGCUCUGGUCAUAUUGACCACUAUUUCCUAACUAGAGACUUGAAGAAAGAUGGAGAAUAUACAUAUUUCAGCAAGCUCUCUAUGUUGUGAAAAGCUAAAAUAACGUUUGACCUUGUUUAUGUUGGCAUGCUUGUGAUCCUGGAUCUUAAUGAGAAGAAUCAUUUAGGCUAAAUUAGAAAUCUAUGUUUCUGUCUACUGCUAUACAUAUUGAUGUAUACGAUCAAUUAUUUAUGGAGAACUUAUCAUAGUGAACCAUUGUUACUCUCACAUACUAAAUAUAUAAUUUGAACAGUGUUAUUUUUUUAAAGAGAACUAGAAAAGAAAUCAUAAAGAAUCUGGUUGAGUCAGGAUAUGUCUGACCAUCUUUCCCCAACAACCUUUAGCUACUAUGAAAGCAGCAAAAAUAUGUGUAUAUUUUAAAACAUAAAAUCAUUAUUUGCCAUUAGGAACAUGGGGGGAAAUCAACUGCAUGCACAAUGUUAUGCAACAUGAAAUCAAUAGGAAAAAAAGAGUUCAAGAAUACAACUCUAGCAUGAAAUAAAUUUUGUAUGAAACCUGUCAGAAGGGUCUGUAUUUCAUUGAAUGGAUUGAAUGUA